Messenger RNA from Zalophus californianus (California sea lion), 2077 nucleotides. RefSeq names its product RNA polymerase II subunit D (gene POLR2D). The transcript has 4 exons. Bases 260 to 643 code for a protein of 127 amino acids. Gene Ontology annotation, cellular component: RNA polymerase II, core complex; P-body. Gene Ontology annotation, biological process: positive regulation of translational initiation; transcription initiation at RNA polymerase II promoter; nuclear-transcribed mRNA catabolic process, deadenylation-dependent decay. NCBI's taxonomy places the organism in Eukaryota, Metazoa, Chordata, Mammalia, Carnivora, Otariidae. Gene Ontology annotation, molecular function: nucleotide binding; translation initiation factor binding. The record is from RefSeq and is a predicted model, not a curated record.
UCGCACAAGGCCUGGCCGUGGCAGGCAGCCGGGCGGGUCGCCGGCGCGGAGAGGGGCAGGGAGGCUGGGGGAUGCGGCCAUGGGAGGGGCCCGGGCGGGCACCGCCAGAAUGCCUCGAGAGGGGCCAGUUGGAUUCCACGCUUGCUGCCCUGGAAACAGGCGCCCAGCUCCACGCUGCCGCUGAGCAGCCUCUUCCUACUCGUUUAAAGUAACUUACUAUAUCUGAUAAAGCGCGAAGUGCUGCAGGGAUGUGGCAAGGAUGAACAAAGCGGACACUAGUUACAGUGAGUUUGAAACAGCUGAGACACUACUAAAUUCAGAGGUUCAUAUGCUUCUGGAGCAUCGAAAGCAACAGAAUGAGAGUGCAGAGGAUGAACAGGAACUUUCUGAGGUCUUCAUGAAAACUUUAAAUUACACAGCCCGUUUCAGUCGUUUCAAAAACAGAGAGACCAUUGCCAGUGUCCGUAGCUUGUUGCUGCAGAAGAAGCUUCAUAAAUUUGAGUUGGCCUGUUUGGCCAACCUUUGCCCAGAGACUGCUGAGGAGUCAAAGGCGCUGAUCCCAAGCCUGGAGGGGCGGUUUGAAGAUGAGGAGCUACAGCAGAUUCUUGAUGAUAUCCAGACCAAGCGCAGCUUUCAAUAUUAAUCUCCAAAUACCACUCUGCUGCUGAGGGAACUACAUCCCAAGCCCAGCACCACUGUCCUGAUGUCUGGAGCUGACUUACACAGAAAUUCCAUUGCACUUGGGCUUCCUUUGGAUAGAACAACCCAGCUUGGUCUUGGUUUAGGUUGCUAUUUCAGAUUUGACUAUUGGACCAUGAUAACCUGACCUUGCCUCUGGGAAGGGUGAGGUGGGGUGAUAUGCAUAUAAGCUACACUUUUGACUACCUCAUACCAUGGUUUUGGCCCCUGUGUUAUUUUUAAGUUUUUGUUUUGUUUUAAGAUUUUUUUUUUUUAAGUAAUCUCUAUCCCCAGUGUGAGGCUUGAACUCAGUACCCCAAGAUCAAGAGUGGCAUGCUCCACUGACUGAGCCAGCCAAGCACCCCUUUUUUAAGAUUUUAUUUUUUUAGCCCCUAUGUUAUUUUUGAUUCCUAAGAUUUCAUGUUUUAAUUUCAAUGUGUUCGUAGUUUUUGCAACUACAGGAAACAACAGUCUUACCUAAUGCAAAAGGAGGAAGUAAGGGACACUUGGCUGACUCAGUUGGUAGAGCACGUGACUCUUGAUCUUGGGGUGGUGAGUUCAAGUCCCACAUUAGACGUGGAGCCUACAAGCAAAAACAAGCAAAAAACCCCAAACAGGAACCCCAAAUAUAAAUGCAAAAGGAAGAAUUAAACCAGCCCUGUACCAUCAUCUGAAAUCCUUAUAGAAAGGAUGAUAGUGCUAAUGACUGUGAGACAGCAUUGGCAUCAUUGUGCUUAACCCAGAAGUCAAGGAGGAAGGUCACCAUGGAAAGCAGUUACACCGAGGAUAACUGCCAAGCAUGGAGGGCCCAUACAUAGCCUUGAGGUACAUCAGUACUUGACCUUUUUUCUUGGACUGUUGAAGAAUGUAGAUUUGGAGGCAGUGGUCCUAAAGCACUGUAUUCUCACUCCUAAAGAUUUUUUUUUUUCCUUCAGAGGACAGACUUGAAGGUCUCAAUACUUCAUUCAGUCCAAACCUCUGUCUUGCUAUUUAGCAGCAGGUGAUCUCUGUUGGGGGUGAUUUGGAAAGAGGGAGCCUGCCCCUUCCUGGGCCACUACAGUGAAGUCACUCGAUGUAAAGCAAGUUGGGGGAGACUCUUUAACAGCUAAACAUUCUAGCUUUGUGCAGUGGCAGUAUCUUAGCCAGUGAGCUUUAUCCAAGGUGCGAUUGUUGCUAACUGAAAGGAAAAAAAAUAGCUAAACAUUCUAGCUUUGAUUUUUCUGAAAGGAAAUAUGCCUAUUUUUUUUCACAAUUUGUGGAGAUUUUUCUUUGGAGUACUUGUUGGCUCCAAAUGAAUGCAUGAUCCAAAAAAAAAAAAAAAGAAAUAACAAAGUUACCUUUUUUUUUUUUUUUUUUUUUAAGUAGGUUCCAGGGACGCCUGGGUGGCUCAGUCGGUUAG